Cynocephalus volans (Philippine flying lemur) is the source of this 1473-nucleotide messenger RNA. Its product is annotated as histone-lysine N-methyltransferase PRDM9-like. The transcript is spliced from 7 exons. Gene Ontology annotation, biological process: regulation of DNA-templated transcription; positive regulation of reciprocal meiotic recombination. Gene Ontology annotation, molecular function: histone H3K36 methyltransferase activity; histone H3K4 methyltransferase activity; recombination hotspot binding. NCBI's taxonomy places the organism in Eukaryota, Metazoa, Chordata, Mammalia, Dermoptera, Cynocephalidae. Gene Ontology annotation, cellular component: nucleus. The record is from RefSeq and is a predicted model, not a curated record. The coding region runs from base 1 to 1473 and encodes 490 amino acids.
AUGUCCAGGGCACCUUCAAGUAUUGAAUCUAGAGUGAAGAAAUUGUCAGAAACAACAGAUUUACUAAACACAAGUGACUCAGAGAAGGCCCAGAACCGAGUGUCCCCUCCUGCAGAAGCAAGUACCUCUGGACUGCCCUCUGGACAAAAAUUGGAACUCAGGAGUGAGGAAACUGAAGCGAAGACGUAUAGCCUGCGAGAAAGAAAGGGUCGUACAUACGAGGAGGUCGAAGAGCCUGAAGAUGAUGACUACUUAUUUUGUGAGCAUUGCCAGAACAUCUUCAUCGACAGCUGUCCGGCUCAUGGACCCCCUACAUUUGUAAAAGACAGUGAAGUAGCCAUGGGGCAUCCCAACCGCUCAGACCUCACUUUGCCCCCUGGGCUGAGAAUUGGACCGUCGGGCAUCCCCGAGGCCGGGCUUGGAGUAUGGAAUGAGGCAUCCGAUCUGCCGUUGGGUCUGCACUUUGGCCCCUAUGAGGGCCAGAUCAAAGAAGAUGUACAGUCAGCCAACACUGGCUACUCCUGGGAGAUCAGCAAGGGGAGAAACCGCUGUGAGUAUGUGGAUGGAAAGGACAAAUCUCGGGCCAACUGGAUGAGGUACGUGAACUGCGCCCGGGACGAUGAGGAGCAGAACCUGGUGGCCAUUCAGUACCACGGGCAGAUCUUCUAUCAAACUUGUCAGGUCAUCAAGCCGGGCUGUGAACUGCUGGUCUGGUAUGGGGACGAAUAUGGCCAGGAGCUGGGUAUCAUCUGCGACAGGGAGCCGAAGGACGAGCUCACGGCAGAGAGAGAACCGAAGCCAGAGAUCCACCCAUGUUCUUCAAGCCCUCUGGCCUUCUCCAAUCAGAAAGGCAUCAGGAAACAUGUGAAACGCGAUUACUCCUCUCAGACCUUCCCAGCGACAUCUGCAAGAGAACAUCUCCAGGCAGGCAAUCUCUAUCCAGUUGCUCAGAAUCCGGAGCAGCAACGUUCUGAUCCACACAGCUGGAAAGACGAGGGCGAAGUCAGGCGGGAGUGGGGCGCGAGGGCCAAGGUCCAGCAGGGGAGACCACCGGGGCGCUGGAGGCACAAGGCCCACAUGGAUCGACGGGGGUUCACGUGUUUCCGAGUCCUCAGCCCACGGACGGCGAUUAGCCCUGCUGCAGCUGAAUGCGUCCUCCAGUUUCUGUCGAGGCCACCGUUCCGGCCUCCUCGGGCCCAGUGCAGUGGCCUCUUUCCUCCCUGUGUUCAAACUUCCUUUGGGGACUUAAAAGCACCUCUUUGCCCGCUGCUCUCCUUGCCCUCUUGGUUUGAGGAUGGACAGAAAAGGGAGUGUUGGCCAAAAAAUGUGGUAGACCACGGGACCUUCAGUGUGGCCUCUGUGACAGUGGUGUCCCACGCAGCCGUGUGCGUCCUUCCCCCUGAAACGCAUUCUCUCAGCUUCAGGGAGUCAGACUGUGUCCGGUGGUCUGGGCAGGUGUUUGUGGCUCCAUAA